Molecule: messenger RNA, 2472 nt
Organism: Caenorhabditis briggsae
Lineage: Eukaryota; Metazoa; Nematoda; Chromadorea; Rhabditida; Rhabditidae
Gene: Cbr-cnt-1
Product: Protein CBR-CNT-1
Exons: 11
Cellular component (GO): cytoplasm
Molecular function (GO): GTPase activator activity; protein binding
Source: RefSeq, a predicted model, not a curated record
AUGACAGUAGCAAACAAUGGGAUGGCUAUGCCAGCGUCUCCUCCGAAAAUCGAUUGCUCUGAAGCAAUUCAGGACUCACCGAGAUUCCGUGCCCAAGUCUCUCAACAUACCGCAUAUUUCAAUCGUCUCGAGAAUCGACUGAACGAGAUGCUUCGCCACAUUUCAGCUAUGAUGGAGUUCAGCAAAAACUAUGUUAAUACUUUCUAUAAGCUAACAGUAUCCGUGAAUCAACUGUGCGAUGAAAGUUUUUCUGGGAAUCCAUUGGCUGCCAACACAUUUCAAGGACUUUCAGAUGCUUAUGGACAAACUGUGAACCUAUUCAGGACGUAUUACGAUCAUUCGAAUGUGGUGAUCUACACAAAACUAUCGAAUUUUAUCAAGAAUGAGCUAACAAAAGUGGCAGAAUCGCGUGCUCAUUUCGAAAACAUGUCCCAAUCGAUGGAUGAGGCUUUAGUCAAAAAUGCAGGAAUAUCUAGGCAAAAACCAGCAGAUGCCACCGAAGGAAGAAACGCGUUGACUGCUGUCGGUACUUGUUUCGCGCACACAACUCUCGACUACGUGGCAAACAUCAAUAUAGCGCAUGCCCAUAAGGAUCACAUGAUACUGGAUGCUCUGUGGACCCUGGUGCGCGAAUCGUCGGCGUUUUUCUCCAAAGGACACGCCACAUUCGACGAGUGGACGGUAGCGGACAACGGAGCAGUCGCCGAUACAAUUCAGACAUUUGCGGCCAAAUCGAAAUUGAUCGAGAGGAAAAUGCAGGAUGUUCAUUCGUUAGUGCCAAAGGAAAUGUUCCAACACCCAUCUGGCAUGCCGAUUGAACCUGAUGUGAUGAUGGAAGGAUAUCUGUACAAGCGGUCUUCGAACGCAUUCAAGACAUGGAAUCGGAGAUGGUUUCAAAUUAAGGAUAAACAAUUGCUCUACUCCCACCGAUCAAGCGAUCUGGAACCACCGACAGUAAUGGAAGAAAAUCUUCGAAUCUGUCUCGUCCGACCUGCUCCAUCGAACAUUGACCGAAUCGGUUGCUUUGAACUAGUCACUCCCACCCGUAUCCACCUCCUCCAGGCUGAUUCUGAAUCCCUGUGCCAAGAUUGGAUGAGAGCAUUGCAACGAACUAUUCUGGCUCUCCAUGAAGGAGGCGAUUCUACAGAUGCCGACUCGUCGAGUCCACGAAACAAAACAGUGUCUGCUUCUUCAAAUGUGUCAGCAUCCAACGCAAUCUCGCCAACUUCGAAUCAACUGGAUAUCACUAAAGGGCGAUCUGUAUCAGAUCCUGCUUCUACUUCUGGUAGCACUUCAACCAAUAUCCCAUUCGUCGCAUCUUCCACAUCUCAACCAUCUUCCACCGCUUUCGAACAAAUCCGUCGGGUCCCUGGUAAUGAAGUUUGCGCGGAUUGUGGAUCACCUGCCCCGAAAUGGGUCAGCAUCAAUCUAGGAGUGAUUCUGUGCAUAGAAUGUUCUGGAGCUCAUCGAUCGUUGGGAGUGCAGGUUUCGAAAGUACGAUCAUUGUGCAUGGAUUCGAUUGACAACGAGUUGAGAGAUGUUCUUCUAUCGUUAGGAAACCGUCAAGUGAACGCUAUCUUCCUUGCCCAUCUUCCAACUUCUCCUGAUGCCGUUGUUCCACCACCAAUCAAUGAAAAAUCAGCUCGUCCGGCUCGAGAAGCAUGGAUCAAAGCGAAAUACGUGGAACGACGAUUUGCCGUUUCUGAAGAUACCCGAGCUAGAAGUUCUGCAAAUAGCCGACAGGAACAUCUGGUACACAAGACGAGUAUAGAAGGAAACGCCAAUGGAGUCAACCGAAGUUCCUCAUAUGCAAAUGUUCAGGAUGCAGAUCAACACAGUGGAUUAUUAGAUGCUGAUCCGUGGUCGGCAGAUCUAUCGAUCCCCGUUUCUCCAGCUUCGAAACGGUUAUCAGCGUGUGGCUCUGACACUAACCUAGAAGCUAUUGGCAACUCAAUAGAUGCGAAAACGGUGGAUUGGGAGUCAAUAAAAGAGGCAUGCGAGUCUGGAGAUCUUCUUGCUCUUCUACGAGCACACGCUCAAGGAUUCGACCUUAUGGCUCUUCACAAUGGAACUACUGCUCUGCACAUCGCUACGAGAAGUGGACAAACCGCUGCUGUUGAAUUCUUAUUGCUCAAUGGAGCUAAAAUUAAUAUGUUGGAUGAGAAAUUGAAUACACCACUGCAUUUGGCUGCCAGAGAAGGACACACAUUACAAGUGUGUCAAUUGCUGAAACGUGGCGCUGAUAACAACCUGGCCAAUGUUGACAGUAAAACUCCAUUGGAUAUUGCCAUGGAGUGUACGCAUGCAGAUAUUGUUACAUUAUUUCGAGUGACAAUAAUGCGAAACGAGUUCAAUGCCGACUUCAACAACCCGAUGGAUGAAACUGUGGAAGUAGUGAUUUCAGAUAUUGCUCGACGAGCUGCCACUGAAAAAGAGCAGAAGAAGACAGCGUCGUUGAAGGAGACUUCAGAA